Molecule: messenger RNA, 1677 nt
Organism: Candidozyma haemuli
Lineage: Eukaryota; Fungi; Ascomycota; Pichiomycetes; Serinales; Metschnikowiaceae
Gene: VAC8
Product: protein anchor
Exons: 1
Coding region: 1-1677 (558 amino acids)
Biological process (GO): nucleus-vacuole junction assembly; vacuole inheritance
Cellular component (GO): fungal-type vacuole membrane
Molecular function (GO): protein-membrane adaptor activity; protein binding
Source: RefSeq, a predicted model, not a curated record
AUGGGCGUAUGUUGCAGCUGUUUUUCGUCCUCGAGUGGCGACGGGAAGUACCCGCCGCUUCUUUUGGCUGAAAACGAAAGGGAGGCCAUAACUGCUCUCCUCCAGUACUUGGAGAAUCGGUCUGACGUGGACUUCUUUAGUGAUGGGCCUUUGCGUUCCUUGAGUACCUUGGUGUAUUCGGAGAACAUUGACUUGCAAAGAAGCGCUGCCUUGGCCUUUGCCGAGAUCACCGAGAAGGAUGUACGUGAAGUGAACAGGGAUGUGCUUGAACCUAUCUUGAUUCUCCUUCAAUCCAACGACACCGAGGUGCAACGAGCUGCCUGCGGUGCCUUGGGCAACUUGGCGGUCAACAAUGAGAAUAAGGCUUUGAUUGCCGAGAUGGGCGGCAUUGAGCCUUUGAUCAGGCAAAUGAUGUCGUCUAACAUCGAGGUCCAAUGCAACGCUGUGGGCUGUAUCACUAAUCUUGCUACUCAGGAUGAUAACAAGUCGAAGAUCGCCAAGCUGGGCGCCUUGAUCCCGCUUACGAAGCUUGCUAAGCUGAAGGAUAUCCGUGUUCAGAGGAAUGCCACCGGUGCAUUGCUCAACAUGACACACUCGUUUGAAAAUAGGCUGGAGUUGGUCAAUGCCGGUGCCGUGCCCGUGCUAGUGUCCUUGUUGUCGAGUGACGACGCUGAUGUCCAGUACUACUGUACCACCGCUUUGUCGAACAUUGCUGUUGACGAGCUGAACAGAAAGAAGUUGGCCGCUACGGAGCCUAAGCUUGUCAGCCAAUUGGUGAUCUUGAUGGACUCGCCUUCUCCUAGAGUACAAUGCCAGGCUACCCUUGCCCUUAGGAACCUUGCGUCCGAUUCCGGCUACCAGGUUGACAUUGUCAGAGCUGGCGGUCUACCUCACUUGGUUCAACUCUUGACAUGCAACCACCAGCCUCUUGUGUUGGCCGCCGUGGCAUGUAUCCGCAACAUCUCCAUUCAUCCAUUGAACGAGGCUCUUAUAAUCGAAGCUGGCUUCUUGAAACCAUUAGUCGCGUUGUUGGACUACAAUGAGCUGGAAGAGAUCCAGUGCCACGCCAUCUCUACCUUGAGGAAUCUUGCUGCUUCCAGCGAGCGGAACAGAUUAGCGUUGUUGAACGCUGGUGCCGUCGAGAAGUGUAAGGAACUCGUCUUGAAGGUUCCAUUGUCCGUGCAAUCCGAGAUCUCGGCUUGUUUUGCAAUCUUGGCUUUGGCCGACGACUUGAAGCCAAAGCUUUAUGAAAGCCAUAUAAUUGAUGUCUUGAUUCCUUUGACUUUCAGCGAUAACGGCGAGGUUUGUGGUAACUCAGCAGCUGCCUUGGCUAACUUAUGCUCUCGUGUUUCCAAUGAGCACAAGGAUUACAUCCUCGAUAACUGGAAUAGCCCUGAUGAAGGUAUCUACGGUUUCUUGAUGAGAUUCUUGCAGAGCGGAAGUGCCACUUUUGAACACAUUGCUUUGUGGACCAUCUUGCAACUUCUCGAGUCCAACAAUGAUGAGAUUCAAGCAUUGAUCAAGGAGAAUGAGUCCGUGCUCCUUGGUAUCAAGAACUUGAGUGAAAGUCAACAACAAAACAACGCGGCUUUGAGCAAUGCCGAACUGAAUGAAUUUGAUGAUCCAAAGGUUGAGCUCUAUAACUUGACUCAGCAAAUCUUGCAAAUCUUGGGUUGA